Messenger RNA from Oncorhynchus masou masou (cherry salmon), 4996 nucleotides. Its product is annotated as myelin protein zero-like protein 1. The transcript is spliced from 6 exons. Lineage: Eukaryota; Metazoa; Chordata; Actinopteri; Salmoniformes; Salmonidae. Bases 323 to 1135 code for a protein of 270 amino acids. Gene Ontology annotation, cellular component: focal adhesion; plasma membrane; cell surface. The record is from RefSeq and is a predicted model, not a curated record.
GUCAUUGUGUUAAAAACUCUUGAGUAAUGAACUAUUUUUCAGCACAAUUUGGUGAAAGCCCAAAAGGCUUCAGAAAUCCUUGGUUUCCACAUCAUUAGGCGUUAGCUUCCUGGUUCUGUUGCUCGUUGAUACUUGUAUCGGUUGGCUCUGGUCUUGAGAGAGGCACGCAGCCUGGGAGACCGUGCCGCCAGUCAAACGCUGUUUAGGGCUUGAACGCCCCACGAACAUUGCUUACAGGAAGAGGGUGCAGUGGAUGAGCAGCUGGACGCUGGUUAACGUUAGACCUAAAAACAGGGAGGGCAAUAUUGAUACAUUCUAAAUUAUGGAGUUAAGACGGACAAACCCAGCGUGCAAUUGUGUUUUACUAUGUGGAAUAACCUUAUUUCUUAUUUUCGGUCUAAAUCUAACAUUCGCUAUAGAGUUGUACGCCCCGGCGGAAGUGCUGGUUGAGAAUGGCACCACGGGGAUCCUCAAGUGUUCCUUCAAGUCCAGGGAAGUGAUCAGCAGUGCAGCCACAGUCAUCUGGUCGUUUUGCCCGGCGGGAUCCGAUGCCGGAAGUGCUGUUUCCAUUUUCUAUUACACUUCUGCAAACCACUACCCAGGGAGUGUGGCUCAAUUCAAAGACAGGGUGAAAUGGGCGGGAGACCUGAACAAAAAAGAUGCCUCAGUCCAUUUAAUUGAGGCGCAGUUCAACGACAAUGGCACCUACUCAUGUGCCGUGAUUAACCCGCCUGACAUAUCUGGCACCGCCGCUCAGACACAGCUCAAGGUCGUCAUCAAAGAGUCUCUCCCUCAAGACAACACGGCCAUCGUAGUGGCCGCCGUGUGUGGCGCCAUCAUCGGGCUUAUCCUCGUCUCUGUGGUUACCUGCCUGAUCAUCAAGAGGCAUCAAACCACCCAUGAAUACGAAGGCUGCACGUCAGUGGAGAGUGUGAGCUCCCACGCCACACGCCCGGGGGGGAAGAAACCAGAGUCCAGCUUGGAGGGCUCCAAGUGUAGCAGCCACUCCACACCGGUCCAGGUAGGAGCUACAGGACCGGUGAUAUACGCCCAGUUGGAUCACACAGGCACCAAGAACCCCAACUCAUUCCACAAGAUGGAGCCAGUGGUCUAUGCUGACAUAAGGAAAAACUGAAGAGAACUGGAGACCAAAAUGGACAGGCCACCAUAGCUCGCUGCUUUGGGAUGGGUGGGUGGGGGUUGUUUAAAUACAAGGUUAGAAUUUAUGCUAUUUUGAAAGAUUGUUUUUUUUGUCAUUAAUUUGUCCUUUUGUCUGCUGAAAGCAUUCAUUGCAUGUUCAUGUGUGUGGUAAAACAGUUAUGCUACCAAUGAUUUCAAUACAAUAAUACAACACAGAGAUUAGAGAAACACUGUCUUCAGAAAGUAUUUAUAUCCCUUGAUGUCCUCCACAUUUUAUUCUGUUACAGCCUGAAUUCUAAAUGGAUAUGUUUUUUUUUUGUUUUACCCAGCUACCCACAAUACCACAUGACAUUGAAAACAUGUUUUUUUGUUAGCAAAUUUAUUGAAAAUGAAAUACAGAAAUAGUCAAUUUACAUAAGUAUUCAAUUUCUAUCAAGUUGGUUGUUGAUCUUUGCUAGACAGCCAUUUCUAAGUUUUACCAUAGAUUUCCAAGCCCGUUUAAGUCCAAACUGCAACUAGGCCAAUCAGGAAUAUUGAAUGUAGUCUUGGAAAGCAACUCCAGUGUAUAUUCGGCCUUGUGUUUUAGGUUAUUGUCCUACUGAAAAGUGAAUUUGCCUCCUCGUGUCUGUUGGAACCAGGAUUUCCUCUAGGAUUUGUGCCUGUGCUUGGCUCUAUUCCGUUUAUUCCCCCCCCCCACAAAAACUCCCUAGUCCUUACCAAUAACAAGCAUGUUACCUGUAACAUGAUGCAGCCACCACCAUGCGUGUUACUCACUCAGUGAUGUGUUGUCGGAUUUGCCCCAAACAUAUCUCUUUGUAUUCAGGACAUAGUUAAUUUCUUUGCCACAUGUUUUGAAGUUUUACUUUAGUGCUUUAAACAAAAUGCAUGUUUUUGAAUAUUUUUAUUCUGUACAGGCUUCCUUCUUUUCACUCUGUCACUUAGGCUAGUAUUGUGGACUAACUACAAUGUUGUUGAUCCAUCCUCAAGAGUUUAAUGGCUGUGAUAGGAGAACACUAACUUUUAUAGUCACCAUUGGACUCAUGGUGAAAUCCCUGAGCGGUUUCCUUCCUCUCCGGCAACAGAGUUAGGAAGGAAGUCCAUGCAACUUAUUAUGUGUCUUGUUAAGCACAUUUUACUCCUGAACUUAUUUAGGCUUGCCACAAAGGGGUUGAGUAAACUCAUUGUAAAAAUGUAUGACAACAUAAUUCCACGUUGACAUUGUGUGUAGGCCAAUGACACAAUCUCAAUAUAAUAUUUUUUACAUGCAGGCUGUGAAUACUUUCUGAAGGCACUGUGCAUUAACUGCGUAGGAAGUGUAAAAUACAUAGGCUUUGGUUGUUAUUUUGUUUUACAAUCCAGGGACCAUGAUAACAUGUUAACCAAUGUGUUGGACUGAGCUGAUGGAUGUUACAUUGAUGGUUUAGAUAUAUAGGAUAACUGAAAUGCAUUGGUGUUUUGUCUGUAAUCACGUUGCCUUCACAAAAUUGUUACCUUGUAACAUAUUUAGAUUAAGUCCAUAUAUCACGCCGGUACACAGCCAUGGAAAGCCUCAUGGUGAAAUGACUUUGGUGUAUUGUCCUAUAGGUUGGCACAUUGCAUUAAUAUAUCCAUGACUAAAACCCUACCUGCCACUGGCUUAGAAACUGAACUGUUAAAUGUAAACAUAGACAAUGACUUUUUUUUUUUUUUUUUUACAUUGCUUUUAUUGAAUAGAUAUUAUACACUGUUUACAUGUAAUUUAUUAACUAAGCACAACUAAUUAUGACAAAAACCCUGUUUGACAUUUUCAUUUUGACAUCUGUUUUAGAUUUCGUGAUCAUGUGAGACUGAUAAUAUCAUGGGCCAAAUAUCUCCCAUUAACAACACUACUUUAAUGUUUCACUUUAAUGUUUUAAAUAUAUUCAAAGUUCACAUUAUAAGUCUUAUUUUAUGUUACAAAGCCAAAUGUUUCUAUUCCAAUGAGUCAAUCAUGUUUGAUUGAAGAGAUGCAUUAGUAGUUCGUUUAAAGAGCAACUGAACGUAAUAAGCAACUUUUCCUUUUGAGAAGAGUGUGGCGUCUAUGAGUCAAACAUUUUAUUUUAGUGUCAGAAUUGACUACAAAGUGUAAAUAGGAUAAUUUGGGUCAAAGUCAGUCUCUUACAAAACAGAUUUGUGAGACAAUUUUUUUCCUAAUUAUAUGUCAUGGAAUGAAGGGUACCAUAAACUCAACCCCAGGAUAACUGUUAUUACAAACCUGUCCACAGCUGGAAGCGCCCAAGUAAUCAUUAAUUUGGAGCGCAGCUGCACGCGACCUGAUAUAAUGUCCAUGUUGAAUUUGGUUUGACAUUAGAUAUCCUUAUGAGGGUAGUUGGGGACCAUCAGUGAAUUACAAGAUGUACAUGGGACAAUAUUUUUUAAAUGCAAAUAGCUCCAAAUGUCAAUGACUUGACCUCAAACCAAGUGUAAAUUGUUGAAAUGCAUGUACAAAUAUUCACAGCAAUUAAUGAGACGAUUAAAAGGUGUGCAACAAGAAAUUUGUUCCAUUUAUAUAGUGUAAUUCAUAGACAGUCCCUAACUAGCCCCACAGAUGGGCUAUCCAAAGUCAAACCAAUUUUGCCAAGGUCUCACACCAGCUCGCCGAAGUUAAUUGGCAAAUUAAGUUGACCAGCUUGCUAGCUAGGCUAGGCUACUUCCAGACACAAUACCUGGUUACACUGUUUCAAGUUAUCUAGAUAGGUGAGUGACUGUAAUUGUGUACUGUUCUGGUAGAGUGAGUGCAAACUCUUCCCAUGUUCAAAACACACACUAGACACCUACAUCAAUGCACACCCCCAAAACCCAAAUCUCGUUUUCAGUCGCAUUUCCUAAUGAGGAGAAUUGAAACCAAGUCUAAAUCAGGACAUUCAACCCCUCUUAAUGUUUUCCUUGAUUUCUAAAUGCAGUUGUCUUAUCCCGACCAACAUUUAUGUAUAUGGAUAGUUCAAUGUAUGUAAAAUAUUGUGUUCCUUACUGUAAUCCAUUCCUUUCUGCUCAAUGGUAGUAUCUCUUGGUGUUUUAACAAAAUAAUCAAUUAUGUGUUUCAGAAUUCCAAUUUAAAAUUGUGUAUCUUUUAUUUUUAUUAAAUGCUCUGUCUUGAUGCUGAGCCCUCCACUGUCAUGUCUUAAAAAGCCGUCUUUAGUGUUGUUAACUAUGUUUUUGCUGUUGACAAAAUGGUUUUGAUCACCGUAAGAGUGCUAGAGGAAGCGUCAUUUCUUCAUUCCAAAACUGCCUUAUCCACAAGUCCUGCAAAAUAUAGCAAAAGUAAUUGACAAUUUACAUUCCAAAAAAUACAUCAAAUACUGUAGCUUAUCUUGUGCUUAUGCAGUAUUAGUGCGUGGUAAUAGUUAAGGUAGUAUUGUCCUUGAUUAUGCAUUAUGAAAAAGCGUUUUGUUUACAGUCCGCUCAGAUUCUCAAAAAAAUGACGGUGUCAAAGUUUGGAUAAGUACAGUUUACAAAACCCAUUCCACUGUUACGUGUUUUAAGUGUGAAGUCGUACUUUUAGCUGUUAAGUAGCAAUAUAGUGUGUGUCAUUUGGUGCUUGUUUAUAUAAUAUUGUAUGUUGCAAAACCUGCACUAUAUCCCACAUAUCAAAGACCACAAGCAUUGUAUGAUUUUAUUUUUCUGCUUCUGUUCGAUGUCUUAACUGGAAUGUAGUACAUUUAGUGCCUUUUGUAUUUCAUCUACCAUCUUGAACACCUGCUCUCGCUCUUUAAAUUUGUUCUAAGUUAUUUACUUCCUUCAUUGUAUGUAUGUAUGUAUGUUUUUUUUGGAGAUUUUAAAUGGCAGUAGGCUUCUUGAUUGCCCAUAUGGACAGUGAUUAAAAUAUGUACGUAACCUG